GGACUCCGGGCAGAGGCACAUCGGGCUGGACUCCGGGCAGAGGCACAUCGGGCUGGACUCCGGGCAGAGGCACAUCGGGCUGGACUCCGGGCAGAGGCACAUCGGGCUGGACUCCGGGCAGAGGCACAUCGGGCUGGACUCCGGGCAGAGGCACAUCGGGCUGGACUCCGGGCAGAGGCACAUCGGGCUGGACUCCGGGCAGAGGCACAUCGGGACUCCGGGCAGAGGCACACCGGGCAGAGGCACACAUCGGGGCAGAGGCACACCGGACAGAGGCACACCGGGCUGGACUCCGGGCAGAGGCACAUCGGGCAGGACUCCGGGCAGAGGCACAUCGGAUUACCAGGCGAAGCAGCAGGCAGCGGGCCACCAGGCGGAGCAGCAGGCACCGGCCCCCAGGCGGAGCAGCAGGCAUCGGGCGGAGCGGCGGGCACCGAGUCACCAGGCACGACAGUGGGCUCCGAGUCAACUGGCAUGACCGCUGGCACUGGGUCAGACAUUGGAUCGUCUGGCUGGACAGCGGGCAUCGGGUCACCAGGCAUCAGGUCAUUUGGCUCGACAGCGGGCACCGCGUCAUCUGGCAAGGCAGUGGGCUCCGAGUCAACUGGUAUGACCGCGGGCACUGGGGCAGACAUUGAAUCAUCUGGCUGGACAGCGGGCAUCGGGUCACCAGGCAUCAGGUCAUUUGGCUCGACAGCGGGCACCGCGUCAUCUGGCAAGGCAGUGGGCUCCGAGUCAACUGGUAUGACCGCGGGCACUGGGUCAGACAUUGGAUCGUCUGACUGGACAGCGGGC
This is a messenger RNA of Staurois parvus, 795 nucleotides long. The record is from the annotation of a GenBank genome assembly. Lineage: Eukaryota; Metazoa; Chordata; Amphibia; Anura; Ranidae.